Molecule: messenger RNA, 735 nt
Organism: Penicillium diatomitis
Lineage: Eukaryota; Fungi; Ascomycota; Eurotiomycetes; Eurotiales; Aspergillaceae
Product: D-aminoacyl-tRNA deacylase
Exons: 5
Coding region: 1-735 (244 amino acids)
Biological process (GO): tRNA metabolic process
Cellular component (GO): cytoplasm
Molecular function (GO): D-tyrosyl-tRNA(Tyr) deacylase activity
Source: RefSeq, a predicted model, not a curated record
AUGGCGAGAUUGCUGCAAUUUGGUCUUCUCGUCGUCCUUCCAAGUGGAAAGCCUCUAGAAGCCCAGAUGCGGAAGGCGGUGGAGUCCUCGACCUUCGCAAAGCGAGAUGUCUUUGCUAAGAUAUUCCUAGUCGUCAUUCAAAGAGUGAAAUCUGCGUCGGUCACCGUUGACUCCGAACUAAUUUCAUCCAUUGGCAAGGGUCUACUGGUCUUUGCCGGUGUUGGCAAAGAUGAUACUGAGAAGGAAGCUGAAACUCUGGUGAACAAGGUGCUGAAAGCCAAGUUCUGGCCUGAUGAGAAUGGCGCGCAGUGGAAGAAAAAUGUCCAAGAUAUCGAGGGAGAAGUCCUUUGUGUGUCGCAAUUUACUCUUUUCGGCAAGAUGAAGAAAGGCAACAAGCCGGACUUUCACGAAGCGGCCGAUGCGACCACAGCGCGAAAGCUCUACGACUACUUCUACAACAAGAUGAAGGUGACCUAUGUCCCAGAUCGAGUGAAGAAUGGCGUUUUUCAAGCCAUGAUGGACGUGGAAUUGAAAAAUGACGGGCCGGUGGGUGUGAACUACCGCAGUGAAGAUGCGGCGGUGACAAUUGAGAUCGAUACUAAUCUCCCGAAGAAGGAGCCCAAAGAGCCCAAGCAGGAUCAAAAUGGCAAGAAGGGCAAGUCAAAGGACGGCGACGAUGACGCAGAGACAGGGCGCACGUUUGAAUUUACGAUACCCCCGGAGUUAUUAGCAUGA